This is a messenger RNA of Microcebus murinus (gray mouse lemur), 1174 nucleotides long. RefSeq names its product olfactory receptor family 2 subfamily B member 11 (gene OR2B11). The record is from RefSeq and is a predicted model, not a curated record. Gene Ontology annotation, biological process: G protein-coupled receptor signaling pathway. Gene Ontology annotation, molecular function: G protein-coupled receptor activity; olfactory receptor activity. Gene Ontology annotation, cellular component: membrane. NCBI's taxonomy places the organism in Eukaryota, Metazoa, Chordata, Mammalia, Primates, Cheirogaleidae.
CCUCGACAUGAGAAGUGACAACCAGAGCUUCUUGGGGAAUCCCCCUCAACACUUCAUCCUCCUGGGUGUUUCGGACAGGCCAUGGCUGGAGCUGCCUCUCUUUGUGGUCCUCCUAGUGUUCUACAUUCUGGCCAUGUUAGGGAACAUUGCCAUCAUCCUGGUGUCCCGGCUGGAUCCCCAGCUGCAAAGCCCCAUGUACAUCUUCCUCAGCCACCUGUCCUUCCUGGACCUCUGUUACACGGCCACCACGGUCCCUCAGAUGCUAGUCAACAUGGGCAGCUCCAAGAAGACCAUCAGCUACGGCGGCUGCACAGUGCAGUAUGCAAUUUUCCACUGGCUGGGAUGCACUGAGUGCGUGGUCUUGGCCGCCAUGGCCCUGGACCGCUACGUGGCCAUCUGUGAGCCCCUCCGGUACGGCGUCAUGCACCGCGCCCUCUGCCAGCAGCUCGUGGCGGCGGCCUGGCUCAGCGGCUUCGGCAACUCCCUUGUUCAGGUAGCCCUGACAGUGCAAUUGCCUUUCUGUGGGCGGCAGGUGCUGAAUAACUUCUUCUGUGAGGUGCCAGCCAUGAUCAAGUUGUCGUGUGCCGACACGGCUGUGAAUGACACCACGCUGGCUGUGCUGGUGGCCUUCUUUGUGCUGGUCCCACUAGCUCUCAUCAUUCUCUCCUACGGGUUUAUCACCCGUGCUGUGCUCAGGAUCCAGUCGUCCAAGGGACGGCGCAAGGCCUUUGGCACGUGUUCCUCCCACCUGGUGGUGGUCUCCCUUUUCUACCUGCCUGCCAUCUACAUGUACCUGCAGCCCCCUUCUAGCUACUCCCAAGAGCAGGGCAAGUUCAUCUCCCUCUUCUACUCCAUAAUCACCCCGACCCUCAACCCCUUCAUCUACACCCUGAGGAAUAAAGACGUGAAGGGAACUCUGAGAAGACUCCUGGCAAAAAUCUGGAUGCUCUUCAGAAGAUGAAGAUCUGAGACGUGCCGCCCCCACUGCUAGGGAGCACUGAGCAAGGGUGCCAUGUGCUUGAGCACCUUUCUCCUCAGAAGUAAUAACCAAACAGCGAGGAGCUAGCACUUGGAGAGAUAGUAAAGCCUCAACAAUUCCCACCGAGAACAUCUCACUUCCUGUGUAGUCACAACACCUAAAAUCCUCCAUCUACAAAUAAAACCAAUUCUUCAA